This is a messenger RNA of Solanum stenotomum, 921 nucleotides long. RefSeq lists its product as uncharacterized. Gene Ontology annotation, biological process: rRNA 5'-end processing. The coding region runs from base 137 to 634 and encodes 165 amino acids. The record is from RefSeq and is a predicted model, not a curated record. The transcript has 7 exons. Lineage: Eukaryota; Viridiplantae; Streptophyta; Magnoliopsida; Solanales; Solanaceae.
CAGCCGGCGAAACCCAACUGCCGCGACGUCGUCUCCGGUGAACCAACGAGCUCCGAUGAACUCGUGAUCCAACCACCCACGUCGAAAAUAAGACGACCAGCAAGCUCCAAACUCAAGCAACACAUUACAACAGACAAUGAGGUAUUUGAAGCCAUCCAACUUGUUUCAUGAAUUACUGAAGUCAAAUGCACUUGCAAGUGGCCGUAUUCUUGGGUUGGAUGUGGGUGAUAAGUACGUUGGUCUAGCUGUUUCGGACACAACAAAUAAAGUUGCAUCACCUCUCGCUGUUCUCCUCCGCAAGAAAACAAAUAUUGACUUGAUGGCCAAAGAUUUACAGGGUCUGGUUUCUGAACUCAACUUGGGGGCCUUUGUUUUCGGCUAUCCAUUUGAUAGACAAAAAAUUAGUCGAGAUGCUGUGCAGGUGAAGUUAUUCAUUGACGACCUUUGUCGGACAGGGGAACUUAGAGGUGUAAACUACACCUUUAGGGAUGAAUGCUUCACAUCUAAGAAUGUCGAGUUCUUACUACAAGAUUUAAAGUUUCACCCAACACAGUCGAAGACCAUGUUAGACAAAUUUGCAGCAGUUGGAAUACUUCAGGGGUACCUCGACUUUGUUAACAGGAAACACGCCUGAGAAGACUCCUAUUAGCUUGGUGCCUAACUCAACCUAUGUCUUAUUAAGUUAAUUUCUUCGAAAAAUGGACAUGUAUCUAACAUUAUAUGUUCAUAUACUAAACAUUGAAGCUAGGAGUAGUAUGUGUCGCUGUAGUUUGUUGGUUCAGUGUAUUUUGUUACUCUCUAUGUUUACCCCAUGUAUAAAUUGUCACGUUGUAUUCAAGGACAAGACUGUAAUGUUAUGGACCACAGUUUGGGGUUCUUUGUUGGUCAGAUCUUUUGACAUCUUGACCACAUUUUCAUCAA